AUGUUUGGCAGUACCCGGCGGAAGAGCACCACGUUGGUGUCGAACCGCUCUUGGUUUCGUCGGACAGCCGUGCUGUGCUCUGGAGACCAUGCCCAUGAGUCAUGGGGUCAGGUCACACAUGAAGGGAAGCGUGUUUGGUCGACCUCUCUUGAGAGUGCUUACACGCCCCAGCUUGCCAAAGCGUGGGCGUCCUGCGCAGGGGCGGCUGUGAAGGACGUCCUGGAAAAAGCCCCCGUGGGGCGGAAACGUGCUUUCAAGGCGCUGUGCGAGCCGGACUUCGCUGUCAAGGUCACCCUAACGGGCGACGAUGCCGCACGCUUCUUCAGCUUUUUCCCGCCCUGCAAGAUUCCGCGCCACUGGGACCACUGGCCGAAAGGGUCGAAGCUCCUGGAGAUCGACCGCGAGGGCGCCAACCCGCGUAGGGCGCGCUGUGUCCUCCCUCCCGAGAUGCUCGUAGCUCUCGCAGCCGAUGCCGCAGAGGACACCAUUAAGCUUGCGAAGUCGCGUACGGAAGCGUCCCGUGACCUCCUUCGAGUUUGUAAGGGUUCCGUGAGCCGGGAGGCGGCCCUCCGUGAAGGUCUCGACCCCGAAGUCAACCACGUCACUUCCAGUAAGAUGUCUGUAGCUCUGGAACUCUUGUUGCGCGAAGUGGGUCACGUCGACCCAGACGUCGCAGAGUCGGUCAGGGUAGGCUUCCCCCUGGAUGCCGACGUUCGGCCCCCUGAACUUACGGCCCCCGCUCUCCAACGAAUGUCCGAAGAAAUUUCUCAGCGGUGCGUCACAGGUCUCUGCCGGUACCGUGACCGAGCGACUGAGCGUGCUGUCUGGGCCGUGACCCGAGAAGAACAGGCCAGUGGGUGGCUGUCUUUCUGCAGCCGCGAAGACCUUUCCGCUCUGGCGGUAGUUUCUCCCAGGUUUGGAGUCUUCCAGAAAAAUAAAGUGAGGCCUAUCGACAACUUUAAAGCCAGCCUGGUCAACUCAGCCUGUGGUGUGCAGGAGAAGGUUCAGAUGGACGGGAUUGACGAGAAGGCCUGUCUUUCCUGGCUUCGUUUUCGUCUGCCGGGGAGCCCCCCUGAGCGCAUCCUCGGUCGUACCUGGGAUCUGAAGAGCGCUUAUAAGCAGCUCGCCGUGCGAGCCGAUCACAAGCACUUCGCCAUCAUUUGCGUCAUGGACCCUGAGGCAGACGUUGUCCAAUACUGCCGCUUGCACAGCCUGCCCUUUGGGGCAGUUGCAGCCGUGCAUGCUUUCCUGCGGAACAAGUUUUUCAUAGCUAUGACCUCUUUUUUCGACGACUUCACGGUGCUGACGUCUGCAGCAAACGCGGCCCACGUUGAGGUCGUUGUCUCCUCAAUGUUCAAGAAACUGGGCUGGCGCGUAGCCACGGAGGAGAAGAAGAAUCGCCCCUUUUCCGAGGUUUUCGAUGUUCUCGGCGUCCGAGUGGACCUGUCCCAGCAGUCCGUGGGUGUGGUACAGGUCAGCAACACGCCACAGCGCGUCGCUGAGCUUAAGGACACAGUAGCGGCGAUUAAACAGAAGGGUUCACUUACGUUUGAAGAAGCGCAGCGUCUGCGUGGGCGUCUGGUGUUCGCGGAACAACACGUCUGGGGCCGUAACGCCAAACAGGCCGUGGUGGCUGUCGGGGACGUUUCCCCGGCCUCCGAAGCCUCGCAUCCUUUGAGUGACGUCCAGCAAGCAGCUUUGGACUUCAUUGAGCAACGCGUCCUGGAUGGGCGCCCCCGGUCGUUCUCUGUUAAACCAUCCAGAACGUUCCACCUUUGGCUGGACGGGGCAUGUGAGUGGGAUGUGUCAAACUCAGUGCCCACGUGUGGCUUUGGGGGUGUCCUCUGGCUGGAUGGCGUGCCUUUAGCCUGGGGAGACACCCUGGACCCCGCCGCGGCGCAAGAAUGGGCAAGCCGCGUCGGUAAGAAGCAGUUAGUUUUCGAGUGCGAGUUGUUGCCCUACUUCAUAUCGCUGCAGCUGUGGGGACGUUUCCUCCGAAACAGUGACCUUCUCGUUUUCAUCGACAACGAUGCCGCUAGAGCGUCCCUAGCCCGCAGUUUCACACGGAAAGAAGAGGGCGCAGCGAUAGUGUUUCAGGCUGUGGAAGCGGAGGAGCGUCUCAGCAUCGACGCUUGUUUCUUGAGGGUGCCCACCUCUAGCAACAUCGCAGACGGGCCAAGUCGCGGGGUUUUCGACACGAUCCUCCGUCUUGGGGGUCGUAGGGUCCCCCUGCCGUGCGGGGCGAUACGCAGUGCGUUGGGCCUCUCAGGAGCUGUCUAA
Messenger RNA from Symbiodinium natans, 2280 nucleotides. The record is from the annotation of a GenBank genome assembly. Lineage: Eukaryota; Dinophyceae; Suessiales; Symbiodiniaceae.